CAUGUCGGGUUUGUCACAGGGGGACCGAGGCUGUCUCCACUUUAAAUCACACGCGGCUCCAGCGAACCUUCACUUUCUGCAUCCUCUUCUUCCUCCUCUCUUGUCGCUCCUCUCUCUGUAUUUGUAGCACCUCAGCGCCAUCCAUUUCCCCCCUUCUGACUGACACCCAACAAACCCAUCACCAUGGAGGCCAUCAAAAAGAAGAUGCAGAUGCUCAAGUUGGACAAGGAGAACGCCUUGGACCGAGCCGAGCAGGCCGAGACUGACCAGAAGUCAGCGGAGGAGAAAUGCAAACUGCUGGAGGACGACCUGCUGGCUCUGCAGAAGAAGCUGAAAGGAACAGAAGAUGAGCUGGACAAAUACUCGGAGGCUCUGAAGGAGGCUCAAGAGAAACUGGAGCUGUCGGAAAAGGCGGCCGCCGACGCGGAAGGCGAUGUGGCGUCCCUCAACCGCAGGAUCCAGCUGGUGGAGGAGGAGCUGGACCGGGCUCAGGAGAGACUGGCCACGGCCCUGCAGAAGCUGGAGGAGGCCGAGAAGGCGGCGGACGAGAGCGAAAGAGGCAUGAAAGUGGUGGAGAACAGAGCUAUGAAGGAUGAGGAGAAGAUGGAGAUCCAAGAGCUGCAGCUCAAGGAGGCCAAACACAUCGCAGAGGAGGCCGACCGCAAAUAUGAGGAGGUAGCCCGUAAGAUGGUGAUCCUCGAGAGCGACCUGGAGAGAGCGGAGGAAAGGGCGGAGGUUGCAGAAGUCAAGUGUACUGAUCUGGAGGAAGAACUGAAGAAUGUCACCAACAACCUGAAGUCCCUCGAGGCCCAGUCUGACAAGUACUCUGAGAAAGAAGAUAAAUAUGAGGAGGAGAUCAAGGUCCUGAGUGACAGACUGAAGGAGGCGGAGACCCGUGCGGAAUUUGCGGAAAGGACAGUGGCCAAACUGGAAAAGUCCAUAGAUGACUUGGAAGAUGAAGUGUACAAUCAGAAGCUGAGUUACAAGGCUAUCAGCGAGGAGCUGGACCAUGCCCUCAAUGAUAUGAACACCUUGUAAAAAAAAAAAAAAAAAAAAAAAGGCCACCUCAGGCCAUAA
Syngnathus acus (greater pipefish) is the source of this 1077-nucleotide messenger RNA. RefSeq names its product tropomyosin alpha-1 chain-like. Gene Ontology annotation, molecular function: actin filament binding. Gene Ontology annotation, biological process: muscle contraction; actin filament organization. The record is from RefSeq and is a predicted model, not a curated record. NCBI's taxonomy places the organism in Eukaryota, Metazoa, Chordata, Actinopteri, Syngnathiformes, Syngnathidae. The coding region runs from base 184 to 1038 and encodes 284 amino acids. Gene Ontology annotation, cellular component: actin filament. The transcript has 9 exons.